Molecule: messenger RNA, 1101 nt
Organism: Alternaria postmessia
Lineage: Eukaryota; Fungi; Ascomycota; Dothideomycetes; Pleosporales; Pleosporaceae
Exons: 4
Coding region: 1-1101 (366 amino acids)
Biological process (GO): inosine biosynthetic process; adenosine catabolic process
Molecular function (GO): adenosine deaminase activity
Source: RefSeq, a predicted model, not a curated record
AUGGCUGCACAGCCCAGCGCAACUGCACGCCUGCCCGUCGACGCCCUCUUCACCAAGGGACUGCCUAAGAUUGAGGUACUGCUCCAGCCUCCUUGGUUCCGAGUCAAAGCGCCAAGCGACGCUCAGACUUCCGUUCGCUGCAUUGCUAAUCCCGCGACUCAGCUUCAUGCCCACUUGACCGGCAGCAUCAGUCGCCAGUGCCUGCACGACAUAUGGCAGACAAAGAAGGCGCGCCAUCCUGCCUUCGACCUGCAAGAUCCUCUGGUAGCUAUUCCCACGGGAAAGGUCGACUAUGAUAUCAAAACGUUCUUCCCGCUGUUUUCCUCGUACAUAUACCGCCUUUGCAGCGAUUUGCCCAGUGUCCAGUAUUCAACCAAGGCUGUGCUGCAAGACUUCCAAAAUGACGGUGUCGUCUAUGUUGAGCUUCGAACAACCCCAAGAACAAUUCCUGCAGAGAAUGUAACCAAGGAAGAUUACGUCAAGACCAUCUUGGAUAUACUAAAGGCCCACAACGACAAUGCUAACAACACGAUGCGAGCUUUCCUCAUAUUGUCCAUCGACCGCCGCAACACCGUCGCCGAGGCAGAGGAGGUGAUUGAUCUUGCCAUCAAGCAUCGGUCUGCCGGAGUCGUCGGUGUUGACCUCUGCGGCGACCCAGCGAAAGGUGACGUGCGCAUUUUCGGCGACAGCUUCGCGCGAGCAAAGGCUGCAGGACUGAAGAUCACGCUGCACUUUGCCGAGAGCGAGCCUUCGUCUUCAGACUUGGAGCUGCAGACGCUUCUAUCAUGGCAGCCCGACAGAAUAGGUCACGUUAUACAUGUCAAAGAAGAGUUUCGAAAGACUAUUGAACAGCACGAUAUCGGUGUUGAGCUGUGCCUCAGCUGUAAUGUGCAUGCUAAGAUGAUCACGGGUACUUACUCCGACCAUCACUUUGGAAUGUGGCGGCAAUCCAGUGUUCCGGUCGCACUGAGCCACUUUGACUUGAGCCGUAACGACAUCAGAUCACUUUGCGAGCGCGCAAUCGAUUCGAUCUUUACCGGUCCGGAUGAACAUGCCCGUCUCAAGCAGAUCUACGCGACUUGGGACGGAUGGGUGUUGUGA